UCCAACCCCCCGGAUGCCGAUGAGUUAGCAACCCUGUGGUUCGUAGCAUAUGACGUGAAAAUCAAUAGUGCGCGCGUCUCGCGAUGUUCUUCGUUCGUACAUACACCGCUCGCGUUCGUGUGGUCGCUCUCGUAUUUUCGCUUGUAAAAUUACGCGAAACGAAUGUCAACGAAUCCCUUAUCUAUUCUUAAUACAGCAUCACGCCGAUGAAAUCGUCCCUGAAUUAUGUCGGCGGGUGAUAUUUAUCAAGGAUGCAGGUAGAAAUAGCAUCUAUUAUCACGCAGUAAAGUGAAAAAGAAUUAGAUAUAUGAAAAGGCAUUCCACGAAAUCCUGAAGAUGAUGGAGGGGCCCGGAUUAGGAUACUCAUAUCAUCUCCCAUCCGCUGGUUGGAAUCUCAAGGUCAGGAACGCACUGUCACAGUUCAGUGACCUCUUUAGCGAAUUUAACAAGUACAUUGCGCCUGCUUAUCAUCAUGAUCGCUGCGAGAGAUCCGUGCAGAUGCGAUUGUAUUCGAUGCACAAGAGGGAAUUUGUUAUGGUAUUCGUUGCCUUUUUUGCGUGUUUUGGAUUAGCGGUGUUUAUCGGUCUUGCCGGACCGCCUAUAACAUCGACCAGCGAACACAAAGAGCAUCUGAACGGCAGCGAGAUGGCCACUGGUCCAUUCAUCAUGAAAACACCUCUCUUGUCUACAUAUAGCCAGCAAUUAUGGGUAAUCGCCAAGCUAUCGACAUCGAAUAACGAUGACGAAAGAUACGAUAAGGGUUUCCAAGUUAGCGUCUCUAUAGACGGUAUAACUGCUGAUCGCAAGCUCGUGUCUGUGCUACCACCGGAAGCUGGACAUAAUCGAACCAGACACUUGAAGUGCGAGAGACAAUCCUGCGAGGAGCUGGUCGUCGCUCAUCUCGGAUUCCUCGAUUAUAGCUACUACGUAAUCACCGUCCGCUUCCAUGGACUCGAGAGCUUCCAUCACCGAUAUACGAUACGAGAACUCACAUUCUACUUUAAGAACUAUAAUCCGGCGUUCACGCAGAUCGAGAUCUGGUUCCGAUUGAUCUUCCUGCUGACCACGUUCGGAGUAAUGUGUUGGUUCGGUCAUUCGCUUAGAAAGUAUCCCCUGCACGAUUGGUCGAUAGAGCAAAAGUGGAUCUCUAUACUUCUUCCAUUAUUGAUUCUGUACAAUAAUCCGCUAUUUCCCAUGACGUUUUUAGUGAACUCCUGGGUACCCGGUAUGCUAGAUGCAAUUCUACAAACGACUUUUCUUUGUGCCAUUCUUAUGUUCUGGCUCUGCGUCUAUCACGGCCUCAGACAGAAUGAGAGACGGCUCAUCACGUUUUACCUACCCAAGCUUCUAGUAGUAGGUAUGUUAUGGGGUGCAGCGCUAACUCUUGCUACAUGGCUUCGUUGUACCGAGCUGGAGGAUCCCACUUACAAUUAUGUUCUCGAUACAUCGAAUUAUUACGGCUUCAAGGUAUUCUUCUUCACAGUCGGUGGUUUCUACAUCGCAUACUUGCUGCUUCUCAUAUUGAAGGCGUACAGCGAAUUACGGUCUAUGCCAUACUUUGAUCUUCGUCUACGGUUCUUGACACUACUCGCCGCGGUGGUGGCCGGCGUUUGCAGUUUGGUCACCGCCCGUCAAUUCGGAGCCGGUGUAUUAGAAGACAGUUUCGCCUCUCGCCUCUCCACUUAUUAUCGCACGUCUGCGCAAUUCAUGGCCCUUUACGGUCUCCUCAAUUUUUAUUUGUACACCAUGGCGUACGUUUACGCGCCCGCACUCCCGCAGGUUUACGGACAACACUCAUCGAUAACGAAAGAUAAUCCUGCGUUCUCGAUGUUCAACGAUUCGGAGGAGGAAGUUAUAUAUGGAUCGGACGAGGACAGUCGGCGACCACUGACUCGCAUUCCGCGAAACGCAGAGGACAGUGACUGAGGACCUUAAAAAAACAUUAGUAACCCCUUACGCUAAGCGAAGGGUAGAUUUUUAAACAAAGAUAUAACAAGAGAAUCAACAAAAAUUUCUGAUUCUAUUCCUAGUCUGAUUCGCAGUUGUACUGCCAUCAUUAAAAGUUGCAAAAGUGAAAAAAAAAAAACAAAACCAAACUGAAGUUUGUGCAUAGAUAAUUUGUUAAAUAAACAAAUAUUAAUUUAAACGAAGAUUUUUCACGUUUAUGCAGUAUUCAAGAAAGAUGUAUACUGUAUAUAUACGCUAAUAUAAAUUUAUGUAUCGUGUAUAAAAAUAAAAUGUAAGAAUUGAAAGAGAAUAGGAAUAGAAGAAUGAUGAACAGAUAAAGAAAAAAAAACAUAAAAAAAGGAAUUUAGAAAAUUUUUCAAAUGAUGUUUUUAAGAAUUGUAAACUACUUGUGUACUGUAAAAAAAAUUCCUUUUAAUUUUUUUCUUCAUUCAUGUAUUUUUAUAUAACAAAAUUAUAGAGACGAAGCAUCAUCUUCUUUAUUUUUUUUUUGCAAAUAAAUAAGAUGACAGAUAUUUUAAUUUGUGAUUUGCGAUAUUGAAUUUUUAUAUGCAUUUAUUUAUUCAUAAUUUUCUAAAACUGUAUUUUGAAAUUCUAUUCAAUACUUUGGUUGUCAUCAUAAUAUCUAUGAUGGCAUUUUUCACCGUAGAUUCUCAAGAUACUCUUCGCAAUUAGAUUUACGGUGGAAAGGCCAUUGCACGUUAAAAAAUUUUAGUCAUAAUAAUCAUCGUAAAGCCGUUAGUAAAUCAACCAAUCACAGUUCAAACAUUCUUAUUAUGUUUUAGAAUGUUUGAUUGUGAUUGGUCAAUUUUCUUACGACAUUAUGAUUGACUAAAAUUUUUUAACAAUGCAAUGGCCUUAAGAUAUAAUGUUUAUUAAAAAAGAAUAAAAAAUAAACAUUGAUAAGAGCUAAUCUCUAUUAUAUUACGUUAUAUAUUCGUAAGAUAUUAUCAUAGUUUUUAUACGAGAUGUAAUUAACUAUUUGGUAUGGCAAGAAAGUUUAAUACGAAUAAUAGAUGUAGCAUUUCUGUAUAGUAUAUUAUUAUAUAAUGAAACGUUAUUAUUGUUAUUAUAUUAUUAUUAUUAUACAAAAAAUGUGCAUGUAAAAGUACACCGAUAAAACGCGUGUUUUAUACUUAAAAAUCUGUUACAUUAAAAAAAAAUUUAUUUAAAACGAUUUUAAGAAUUCGCAACAUGUAUUACAGUUACGAUUAUGCUUUUUUCAGUGUUACUUUAUAAUAAUUGCCUAUUGAUUCUCAUAAUUAUUCUCUUUUCGAUUAUGAUAAACUUUUGGAAAUCUAUUAUGUAAACAAAAUUUUUAUUUAACGAAAAAGAAUCAUAAUAACGUGCGUUAAUGAUAACUUGCGUUAAUAAUUAUAGUUUCUUAUCACCGUUUGUAUGAUGUAACACAUACGACGCUUGCUAUGUAUCUAAUAAAAAAAAAUCAUACGCAUCUCUAGAAUAUUUGUUCUCACCAAUCUAAUUAAUUUGCGUUUGCAAUAUUUAAUUCAAUAUUCUAUUUUCGUUAUAUUUUAUUUUUUCCUGUCUCUUUGAUUCCGCGAUCACUAUUCUUUAUCCAGUCUUAUAUCGUGUAUCAAAUGAAAAUUCAAAAUUUGACAAAGAUAGAAAAUGCGUAUGUGAAUUCUUUAAGAUUUAUAAAUCAUAAAAUACUUGCAAGAAUUAUUUUGAAGGAACAAUUUCUGUAAUCAUUCUGUAGCGUUUCAAAUUUUAUAAUUAAAUUUGAUAAAUACUUAUAUAUAACAAUAUUAUAUAAGUAAUUACAGGUCACAUUGUGCAUCCUAUAAUUAUUUAUAUUACAUUAUAAUUAUGUAUUAUAAUUGCAAUAGCUACAAUCUAAGAUGCUUAUAUCAGAUCUUAAAUUAUAAAAUGUUAGACGCCAAAAAAAUUACGAGACGCAGGAAAAUAGGAAAGAGACAAUUUUGCCAUUCAAUGUAUGGUUUUAUAUCAUAAUGUUAUUACAGAAAUGGUAUUUCAUAAUAAUUAAAAGUAAUAGUAGUUUAUUGGUGAAUCACUCGCGCGAGUGCGUCGGCGGAUCAUUAUCGCGUGAUCAUCAUCGCUGUCAUAUCAAUCGACGCGCGCGCACACAUUUUUUUUUUCUUUUGUUCAAUUACAUUUUCUUUUUGCAUCAAAUCUUCCCUUUUUUUCAUCAUUAUUAUUAUUAUCAUCAUACAUAAUGGAAAAAAAUGUUACAUUUGUACAGCCAUCAUAUACAUGUUACAUUUAGAAUACCGUUAAUCCAUUAUCCACUUUUUUUUGUCUCGUUAAAUGUGUGUAUAUAGAGAGAGAGAGAGAGAGAGAGAGAAAGAG
Cataglyphis hispanica is the source of this 4293-nucleotide messenger RNA. Its product is annotated as transmembrane protein 181. The record is from RefSeq and is a predicted model, not a curated record. The transcript has 13 exons. Gene Ontology annotation, molecular function: toxic substance binding. Lineage: Eukaryota; Metazoa; Arthropoda; Insecta; Hymenoptera; Formicidae. The coding region runs from base 337 to 1926 and encodes 529 amino acids.